This is a messenger RNA of Mesitornis unicolor (brown roatelo), 2418 nucleotides long. Its product is annotated as zinc metalloproteinase-disintegrin-like NaMP. Gene Ontology annotation, molecular function: metalloendopeptidase activity. Gene Ontology annotation, cellular component: plasma membrane. Lineage: Eukaryota; Metazoa; Chordata; Aves; Mesitornithiformes; Mesitornithidae. The transcript has 24 exons. Gene Ontology annotation, biological process: proteolysis. Bases 1 to 2418 code for a protein of 805 amino acids. The record is from RefSeq and is a predicted model, not a curated record.
AUGACGAACGUACUUCUGCUUUCUGUGGUUGUGCUGCAUUUUCUCCAACAAGGGAGCAGGAGCAAGAAAUUACCUGGAGUUGAGCAAUAUGAGAUAGUUUAUCCACGGAAAUUGCACGCAGUCCAUAAAAGAGAUGUAGAAAGAAACAAAGAGACAAAAUACGAGGACACUAUGGAGUACAGAAUCAAAGCCAAUGGAGAGGAAGUCAUUCUGCACCUCCGAAAAAAUAAGGAUCUGUUAGCCAGAGACUACACCGAAACGGUUUAUUCCCAUGACGGUCGACAAAUCACAACAAGUCCUCAGAUCAAGGAUCACUGUUAUUACGAAGGUUACAUUCAGAACGAUGCUGACUCCACUGCAAGCAUCAGUGCUUGCAAAGGUUUAAGCGGAUAUUUUGAGACCCGUGGCCAGAAAUACCUCAUCGAACCCUUGGGAGCUUCAGACAGAGACGAGCACGCGGUCUACAAGUACGAGAAACUGGAGCAAAAGUCCAUAAAAACCUGCGGUCUGAUCAACAACUCCUGGGAAGAGGAUUCAAAUGACCCCAUCAAUGAGAUCUUCAAAUCCAGCAACAGCCCAGAAAUGAAAGCGUACCUGAAAGCAAAGAAGUAUCUGGAAGUUUACAUCGUUGCAGACAAUACUUUGUACAAGAAGUAUGAGGAAGAUGUUGAAACUGUAAGAGAACGGGUAUUCGGAAUAGUCAACUACAUCAACACAGUUUACAAGGCCCUGAACAUCUACGUGGCGUUAAUUGGCCUGGAAAUCUGGACGGACGGUGACAAAUGCCUCCUGAGCCGCACCGCGGGGUUCACCCUGGACAGCUUCUCCAAGUGGCGUCUCUCAAACUUACUGAAGAGGAAGAGAAACGACAACGCUCAGCUAAUAACAGGCUACGACUUUGAGGGGACGACGAUUGGAUUGGCCUUUCUAAAGUCCAUUUGCAGUGAUACAUAUUCUGCAGGUAUUAUUCAGGAUCACAACAGAAACGAAAUUGCAGUUGCAGCCACCAUGGCACACGAGAUGGGCCACAACCUCGGGAUGAGCCAUGACACCAACGCCUGCACCUGCAACGCCAAAGUUUGCAUCAUGACCGACACCGUCAGCUCUAUCAUCCCCAAGAAAUUCAGCUCCUGCAGCCUCCAAAGUUUUGAGAAAUUCAUGCUGAGUGACAUGCCGAAAUGCUUAACGAACAUCCCUGACAUAAGCAGCAUCAUUGCACCUCCGUCCUGCGGAAACGGCUUUGUGGAAACAGAGGAGGAAUGCGACUGCGGCACCCCCGAGGAGUGCACCAACGACUGCUGCGACCCCGAGACGUGCAAGCUGACGGCAGGCUCCAUGUGUGCGCACGGAGAGUGCUGUGAAAACUGCCAGUACAAGCAAUCCGGAGCCGUUUGCCGGGCGGUUAAACACGACUGCGACCUGGCCGAGAUGUGCACCGGUUUUUCGGCCAACUGCCCCGCGGAUCGAUUCCGUGUGAACGGACACCCCUGCAACUACGGCGAGGGUUACUGCUACAUGGGCAACUGUCCCACCCGCGAAAACCAGUGCAAAGCCGCGUUCGGACCACACGCUUCUGAAGGCGCAGCUUCCUGUUACCGGAUGAACGAGAAAGGGGUAUAUUACGGCUACUGCAGAAAAGAAAAAGGUAGUCACGUCCCGUGUAAAAAAAAAGAUGUCCUAUGUGGGAAGUUGUUCUGCACCGGGGGCAAGGAGAUGCCUCGGGACGGGAGCCUGGUGACUUUCGAGUCCUGCAAAGCAAGUUUUCCCAGGAAUGAAGAAGUAGACCUGGGGAUGAUUCUCGAUGGAACCAAGUGCGGGAGCGGGAUGGUGUGCAGCAAAGGGGAAUGCGUCUAUGCUGAAGACGUCUUUAGAUCAACCAACUGCUCUGCCAAGUGCACUGGACAUGCUGUGUGCGACCACGAGCUGCAGUGUCAGUGUGAGGAAGGAUGGGCACCACCGACCUGCGACAGCUCCUCGGCCGUCACCAGCUUUGCCAUCAUCGCCGGUGUUUUGGUUGUCCUCGCUGUCACAGCGACCGCAGCAGUGUUACUUAUCCGCUUCCGAGUAUUCAAGAAGAGCUGCCAGCCCAGAAGGGGACCUGGAGCCACAAACCAAGUCUUUGUGGAUCAAGAGCAAAGACACAGAGAACACCCGGUCCUGGCGGUACCGGCCCAGAAGAUGAAUGAUAAGAAGCUUCUCCUCCCUGUCCCUCCACUGCAGGAGACCAAACCACAGCUCCACAGCCCUGCCUUAAGGCCCAAAGGUCCCCCACCUCCUGUUCCUUCUGCCAAACCAACCUCUUCGCACACAGAAAUGAUUUUUGCACCAGAGAGAAAACCCGCUCAUCUCCCAGUUCCCAAAGGCAAACCUCUACCUCCACCAAAGGCUUUAAAACCUCCAAUUAAUCCCAGAGUAUGA